This is a messenger RNA of Hyaena hyaena (striped hyena), 7385 nucleotides long. RefSeq names its product coiled-coil domain containing 88C (gene CCDC88C). NCBI's taxonomy places the organism in Eukaryota, Metazoa, Chordata, Mammalia, Carnivora, Hyaenidae. The transcript has 30 exons. The record is from RefSeq and is a predicted model, not a curated record. Gene Ontology annotation, biological process: cytoplasmic microtubule organization; cytoskeleton-dependent intracellular transport. Gene Ontology annotation, molecular function: microtubule binding; dynein light intermediate chain binding. Gene Ontology annotation, cellular component: cytoplasm; centrosome. The coding region runs from base 45 to 6122 and encodes 2025 amino acids.
GGCGCGGGGGACCGUGGCGUGGAGCCGGCGGGCGCAGCCUCAGCAUGGACGUGACCGUCUCGGAGCUCAUGGAGCUCUUUCUGCAGAGCCCGCUGGUGACCUGGGUGAAAACUUUUGGCUCAUUUGGAAGCGGCAACCAGGACAACCUGACAAUGUACAUGGAUUUAGCAGACGGCAUCUUUUUGAACCAAAUCAUGUUGCAAAUAGACCCCAGGCUGACAAAUCAGCGCAUCAACAAGCACGUUAACAACGACGUGAACCUCCGCAUUCAGAACUUGACCAUCUUGGUGAGAAACAUUAAGACCUACUACCAGGAAGUUCUCCAGCAGCUGAUCGUCAUGAAUUUGCCCAAUGUUUUGAUGAUUGGCAAAGACCCGCUGUCUGGGAAGAGCAUGGAAGAAAUAAAGAAGGUGCUGCUGCUGGUGCUGGGCUGUGCUGUCCAGUGUGAGAGGAAAGAGGAGUUUAUUGAAAGAAUCAAACAGCUGGACAUUGAGACCCAAGCCGGGAUCGUGGCCCAUAUCCAGGAGGUGACCCACAACCAAGAGAACGUGUUUGACCUGCAGUGGCUCGAGCUCCCGGACGUGGCCCCGGAGGAGCUGGAGGCUCUCUCCAGGAACAUGGUGUUCCACCUGCGGAGGCUCAUAGACGAGCGUGACGAGUGCACGGAGCUGAUCGUGGACCUGACGCAGGAGCGGGACUACCUGCAGGCGCAGCAGCCUCCCAGCCCGCUCAAGUCCUCGAGUGCCGAGUCCACCCCCAGCCCCACCAGCAGCCUCUCCAGCGAGGACAAGCAGCACCUGGCCGUGGAGCUGGCGGACACCAAGGCCAGGCUGCGCCGUGUGAGGCAGGAGCUGGAGGAGAAGACAGAGCAGCUUGUGGACACCAGGCAUGAGGUGGACCAGCUGGUGCUAGAGCUUCAGAAGGUCAAGCAGGAGAACGUCCAGCUGGCGGCUGAUGCCCGGUCUGCUCGUGCCUACCGCGAUGAGCUGGACUCCCUGAGGGAGAAGGCGAACCGUGUGGAGAGGCUGGAGAUGGAGCUGGUGCGCUGCAGGGAGAAGCUUCACGACGUGGACUUCUACAAGGCGCGCAUGGAGGAGCUGAGAGAGGACAACAUCAUUUUAAUCGAGACCAAGGCCAUGCUGGAGGAGCAGCUGACCGCGGCCCGGGCCCGGGGCGACAAAGUGCACGAGCUGGAGAAGGAGAACCUGCAGCUGAAAUCCAAGCUUCACGACCUGGAACUGGACCGGGACACAGACAAGAAGCGAAUUGAGGAGCUGCUGGAGGAGAAUAUGGUCCUCGAGAUAGCCCAGAAGCAGAGCAUGAACGAGUCGGUGCACCUGGGCUGGGAGCUGGAGCAGCUGUCCAAGAAUGCAGACCUGUCCGACGCCUCCCGGAAGUCAUUUGUGUUUGAGCUGAACGAAUGUGCCUCCAGCCGCAUCCUGAAGCUGGAGAAGGAGAACCAGAGCCUCCAGAGCACCAUCCAGGGGCUGCGGGACGCAUCCCUGGCGCUGGAGGAGAGCAGCCUGAAGUGCAGCGAGCUGGAGAAGGAGAACCAGCAGCUCAGCAAGAAGAUUGAAAAGCUACAUACCCAGCUGGAGAGAGAGAAGCAGAGCAACCAGGAUUUGGAGACCCUCAGUGAGGAGCUGAUCAAAGAGAAGGAGCAGCUGCAGAGUGACAUGGAGUCCCUGAAGGCAGCCCGAGCCAGGCAGAUCAAGGAUCUGGAGCAAGAAAAGGAUCACCUUACCCAGGCGAUGUGGUCGCUCCGGGAGAGGUCGCAGGUGAGCAGCGAGGCCCGGGUGAAGGACGUCGAGAAGGAGAACAAAGCCCUCCACCAGACGGUGGCGGAGACGAGCAGCAGGCUCAGCAGGCUGGAAUCCGAGAAGCAGCAGCUGCACAAGGACUUUGAGCAAGUGAAGGAGAAGGUGGAGCGGGUGGAGGAGCUGGAGAGGGAGCUGCGCCGGCUGGAGAAGGACAACGAGAAGCUGGCCAAGAAGGUGGCCUCCCUGAACACCGCCACCGAGAAGGUCGACGCCCUGGAGCGCGAGAGCCGCGGCCUGGCGCUGGAGAACCGGAAGCUCAGGAAGUCGCUGGACACCCUGCAGAACGUGUCGCUGCAGCUCGAGGGCCUGGAGCGGGACAACAGGCAGCUGGACGAGGAGAACCUGGAGCUGCGCAGGAUGGUGGAGGCCAUGCGCUUCACCAGCGCCAAGAUGGCCCAGAUCGAGAGGGAGAACCGGGAGCUCGAGCGCGAGAAGGACGAGCUGAGGAAGAACGUGGAGCUGCUCAAGGCCCUGAGCAAGAAGUCUGAGCGCCUGGAGCUCAGCUACCAGGGCGUGAGCGCCGAGAACCUGCGGCUGCAGCAGACGCUGGACAGCAGCAGCCAGAAGUGCCAGGCCCUGGAGCAGGAGCUCGGCCAGCUGGAGGCCGAGAACCAGGUGCUGCAGCGCGACCUGGAGGCCCUGCGGCGCUCGCACAAGCAGCUGGAGAGGGCCGAGAAGGACCGGACGGCGCUGGAGCAGGAGGUGGCCCAGCUGGAGAAGGACAAGAAGCUGCUGGAGAAGGAGGCAAAGCGGCUGUGGCAGCAGGUCGAGCUCAAGGAGGCGGUCUUAGACGACAGCACCGCCAAGCUGUCCGCCGCCGAGAGGGAGAGCCGCGCGCUGGACAGGGAGCUGGCCCGCUGCAGGGACGCGGCCAGCAAGCUGAAGGAGCUGGAGCGGGACAACAGAGACCUCACCAAGCAGGUCACCAUGCAUACGAGGACGCUGACCACCCUGAGAGAGGACCUGGUGCUGGAGAAGCUCAGGAGCCAGCAGCUGACGAGUGAGCUGGACAGGCUGAGCCAGGGGCUGGAGAAGGUCGGCCUCCACAAGGAGCUGCUGCUGCAGGAUGAGAACAGCCACGGCGACACAAAGCUCAACAUUUUGGAGGACAGAAAUGACUCAGCGUUAAAAACGACAUUGGCCAUGAAAGAAGAAAAGAUUGUGUUCUUAGAAGCUCAGAUGGAAGAGAAAGCCAGCCUGAACCACCAGUUGCAGAAUGAGCUCCAGGUGCUGAAGACCGAGUGUGAGAUUCUCAGGCAGAACCAGCAGGAAGGGAAGCACUUGGAGAACUCUUUCAGACACCCUGUGGACCCUCUGGUCACCGGUCACCAGGGACAGGAGCCCUGGGGGCCCGGCCACAAGGAAGCCACCAUGGAGCUGCUCCGAGUGAAGGACCGGGCCAUCGAGCUGGAACGCAACAACGCGGCUCUGCAGGCCGAGAAGCAGCUGCUCAAGGAACAGCUGCAGCACCUAGAGACCCAGAACGUGGCCUUCAGCAGUCAGAUCCUGACGCUGCAGAAGCAGAGCGCCUUCCUGCAGGAGCACAACACCACGCUGCAGACCCAGACGGCCACGCUGCAGGUGGAGAAUUCCACCCUGAGCUCGCAGAGCGCCGCGCUCACCGCGCAGUACGCGCUGCUCCAGAACCAGCAGACGGCCAAGGAGAGCGAGAACGAGAACCUGCAGAAGCAGCAGGAGCGGCUGACGGCGGCCUACGAGGCGCUGCUGCAGGACCACCAGCACCUGGCGGCGCUCCACGAGCGCCAGUCCACCGAGUACGAGGCCCUCAUCCGCCAGCACAGCUGCCUGAAGACGCUGCAUCGGAACCUGGAGCUGGAGCACAAGGAGCUCCGGGACAGGCACGAUGACAUGCUGAAGCGUCAGGCGGAGCUGGACGAGCUGGAGAAGGUUCUGCACACCGAGAGGGAGGCUCUGCAGCAGGAACAGAGGACGGGCGCCAUGGCUGUGGACGAGAACCAGCGGCUGCGGGGAGAGCUGGACAGGGUCAAUUUCCUGCACCACCAGCUGAAGGGGGAGUACGAGGAGCUGCACGCCCACACCAAGGAGCUGAAAACCUCCCUGAACAGCUCACAGCUGGAGCUAAACCGCUGGCAGGCACGGUUUGACGAGCUGAAGGAGCAGCACCAGAACUUGGACAUCUCGCUGACCAAGCUGGACAACCGCUGCGAGCUGCUCUCCCGUCUGAAGGGAAACUUGGAGGAAGAAAAUCAUCACCUCUUGAGCCAGAUCCAGCUGCUGAGCCAGCAGAACCAGAUGCUUCUAGAGCAGAAUAUGGAGAGUAAGGAGCAGUACCACGAGGAGCAGAAGCAGUACAUAGACAAAUUAAAUGCCUUACGGAGACAUAAGGAAAAACUGGAGGAGAAGAUCAUGGAUCAGUACAAGUUCUAUGACCCUGCUCCCAAGAAGAAAAACCACUGGAUUGGAGCCAAAGCCUUAGUCAAACUCAUCAAACCAAAGAAGGAGGGUUCCAGAGAACGAUUGAAGUCAACCACAGACAGCCCUCCCUUGCAGCUGGAGUCCUCAGACCCGGCGCCGCCAUCUGCCUCUCAGCCCCUCCGGUCGCAGCCAGACAGUCCCGAGACGGCCCCGUCUGGCUCCAGCUGUGCAGAGGAGCAGGACGCCCUCAACGGGCCUGUGGGGAAAGGCCCUGGGGACCUAAAACCAAAGCAAGGGUCCCCGCACAGAGGCGGCCUUGAACGCACCGAGGCCUCCGCCGACCCAGCCGUGAAACCUGGGCCCUCGGAGCUGAGCUUCCGGACCUGCUCGACCUCAGCCAUCACUACAACCCCUUCCAGCUCCACCCCCAUCUCCCGGCACCCAGGCCGCACCAAAGGCUAUAAUUCAGAUGACAGCCUCUGGGACCCGUCCCUGGAGCUGGAGUUCAACCACAGGCAGUACAUGUCCCGGCCAGGCAGCUUGGAGAGCAGUCGGAAUGCAUCCAGCGACAGCUCGCCUCUUAACCUGAAAGGUUCCUCUGACCAGCUCCACGGCAGGUCUGAGAGCUUCAGCAGUGAAGACCUGAUCCCCAGCCGGGACACGGCCACUCUGCCACGGGACGCCAGCACCACGGGACGCGCCGCCCUCAGCCGCCAUGAGUGCCCCCCGCCCCGGAACGGGCCUCUCCCCCAGGAGGGCAUCCAGAGGAGGGCUGCGGGCCAGCCUCACUCUGGGGGACGGCCCUGCUCUGCCUCCCCGAGCAGUGAGAUGGUCACCUUGGAGGAGUUUCUGGAGGAGAGCAACCGGCACUCCCCCACACCUGACGCUCCCAGUCUCCAGGAUGACCUGCUGACCGACUACUUCAGAAAGGCCAGCGAGCCCCCAGCCCUUGGAGGCCAGCCGGGACCACCUGCCAGGAAAGAAGGGGCCAAGAUGCCCACCAGCUUUGUGGCCCCGACCAUCAAGAUGCCUGUCAACAGCCCUGAAGGGAAGUUGUUGAAGCCUGGACAGUAUGUGAAGCCAAACUUGAGACCUGCGGAGUCCGAGGCCCUGCCCAGUGCCCCCCCGCGGCAGGCCCAGCCUCCCCAGAGCCUGUCUCUGGGCAGACCCCGGCAGGCCACCAUGCCCCCGACGUCCCACACACCGGCCAGCCGGAGUGCGUCCCUGAGCCGGGCCUUCAGCCUGGCCUCGGCCGACCUCCUCCGGGCCAGCGGGCCAGAGGCUUGCAGACAGGAGGCCCCUCAGAAGCUGGGGGUGCCUGACCCUUCAGGGGGCAGAGAAACAGGCAGCCAUGUCCUGCGAAGCCUCACGCCCCCCAGCUCCCACGGCCUGGCCCGGGAGCGGCCCCCACUUGCGGGAAAGACCGGCGGUAGCUGCGGUCAGGGCCCUGCCCCCCGCAGCCGGCCCCCGGACACGAGGCGCUUCUCACUGGCCCCCCCGAAGGAGGAGAGGCUGGCCCCCCUGCAGCAGUCGGCCACGGCCCCGGCCAUCGCCUCAGGAGGUGGCGGUGCCUGCAGCAGCGGCCCCCAGCCCCAGCACUUCCCCCCGGCCGCUGCGGCCCUGGCCACCAGGACCAAACCCCAGACGCCCCCCCACUCCGGGGAGGCGGCCACCAUCGCCCCCGUCCGGGGUGCGCUCGGCCUCUCAGACGGGGAUGGGGUCCCUAGGCAAGGCCACGGCGAGGGCCUCCCUGCCAAGAGCCCAGGUAGGUCCCCCGAUGCGGCCCCGCACACCAGCCGGGCCCCCGAGGACUCGAGCCGUGGCAGCAGCUUGAAGAGCACGCCGGCGUCCCCCGAGCCUGGCGGGGACCAGCAGACGGUGUGGUACGAGUACGGCUGCGUGUGACUCCUCUGGACCAGCAGCUCCUGAACCUUGAAACUACUGACUUCCCACCCCCCGACGGUGCCGGCCUCUGCCCGCCUGUGGGGGCAGGAGAGGGCUCUGGGAUGACAGCUGCGCCUGUGUCUCUCCUGCCUGUCUUGUUACUGAAAACACUGUGCCAAGCCCUGCGAUGGCCACACUCCCAGGUGUGCGUCUUCUGUAGCUUUCCAGUAGCUGGUCUUUUGAACAGAUCCACUUCACGGGGACACUCAGGAUGCAGCGACAGCCAUGAAGCAGAUACUGAGUGUGACCCGGUAGAACACUCAAUUUGCAACUUGUCGACCUCUCUUUAAGUGCGAGCAUGUGUGUCUGCGUGUGCGCAGAUACACUUCCGCGUGGCCAAGCCCUUGUGGCUCUGGAAACUCCAUUCCCUUUCCCCAAAGCCAUUUGGUCCUAGGAGUCAUCCAGACUGGCCAAACUACAAGGAGCUUGAGGAUCUUGGGGGAACCCCAGAAUUAGGCUUGCUGCUGGAAAUCAGGAGUGUUGCCGCGUCUUUCCUGGGGUCCCGAGCAAUCCCCUUUCAUCCCAGGGCUAAGGCGGCCUUCUAGGCAUGUGGCAAGUGGCCUCAGGCUUUGGCCACCCAUCUCCCUGCAGCUGGCUCCUGGGCUCCCCACAGGGGCCUCUGGGGGCCACACUGAGACCUGCCUUCCCUGGCUCACUUCUCUACAAACACUGGAUCUGCCAGGUGUCGGGGGCUGCGGCUGGGGCCGAGAGAGGGCCCGGCCCCAGCCCUGACCUAGCAAGUGCACAUAGCACAUGGAGGGGAGGUGUGUGCGAGGGUGGGGUACAGCCUCUCCACUUCCCCAGUCUCGGAUGAGAUAUUGAUUUAUUAUUUCUGAAUAAUAUCUUUGUGGUAGAAACCAAAUUUCUUUUAAUAUAUUACGUAUGUAUGUGCACACUCCUGUGAAAUCUGUGUUCUUUGAGGGGGAUCUAUUUAUGUUCCAUUGGGAGUCCUUCCUUUCCAUCAGGAAUCUUACCUGCUGCUUUUGUGUAAUUUGGUCAGGUUCCUGAUGCUUUUUGUUUUCUGUUUAGUAAAGGUGCUCUUUCUGGGAUAUACUAAACUUGGUGAUUUUUUUUCAAGGUUCAUUUUUUUUCUUUUGAUUUAAUCUGAGGAAAAAAUGGGAAUGUUAACAAGAUCAGUUUUAGGAGUGCUUUGGGUUGUGUAUCAAAUAGCCAUUCAUUCUGGAACACGCGGACAGGAUUGUAAUAAAAUGAAAUGGCAUAGAA